UUAAUAAUUUUAAAAACCGUCUUCCCAACCCGGAAGUGCCCUGUUAGGGGUUGUUCGCCUCCCGAGUCCUCGUUGGUGGCGCUACUUCCGGUGCUCUGUCAAACAGGCUCCCCGCACCGCCUGUGUCCUCCGCUUCCGGUCCGGCCGAGGGAGGGACCACGGGACGGGGCGGGGGUGUUUGGGGGCGCGGCUGAGGCGGCGGCUGCUGCUGCUGCUGCGCGCGAGACCCCGCCGGAGCGGGCGGUUGCCUGCCUGCCUCCUUGGCUGCCUGGCUGUUGUGGUCGCCGCGCUGAGAUUCCACUGCUCUCCAGAGGCUUUGGCUGGAGUCUUCUCCAGCAGAACUCUCACCUUAUCGCAGCCAUGUUAACAGCAGGAUGAAACUGGAGGCUGUCGUGGAGCAGCUGCAGAAGCAGAAGCAGCAGCAACAGCAAGCAGCCCCUCUGCAGAUGGAUUCCAGGGAAAGGCAACAGAGGCAGAUGAGGGAAACCCAGCUGCAUUAUGCCCAGCAGCUGACGGUGCAGCAAGCUGCUCUCGGUGCCACAUCUGGAAAGGCUCCAGGUGGCCCCCUCCUUAGUCCUUCCGCCCGAGUCCCACCUGUGCUUGGGGCUGCCCAGACGUUUGAUCAGAGCAGUAUGAACUCGGAGGAGGAAGAGGAAGAAGAAGAGGAGGAGGAGGAGGGAGGAGAAGAAGAAGAUUUGGAAGAUGGUGACCUUGAGGAUGAUGCACCAAGAACUGGGAAAGAGUCAUGUUCCGCUUUGAAGUAUUUUCGUGCUUCCAAAGUUGCCCCCCACAACCAAAGAGUGGCUUCUUCCUCUAAUCCUCUGCCUAUUCUAGGGGGGCAGCGGGGGCAGCAGGGAAAGGAUGAGCAGGGUAAUGAGUCUGCCAACCCUCCAUAUUGUGGUUCAUCAUCCGGAAGGCAGGCCUGGAGGCUGGAUGAGCAGCUCAAGCAGAAUGGGAGCCUGAGCUGGAAUGAAGAAGCUGAUGGCAGCAGAGGAAGAGAGGUAUCUCGAGACUUUGCCAAGUUGUAUGAACUGGAUGGUGAUCCUGAACGGAAGAAGUUCUUGGAUGACCUCUUCAUUUUUAUGCAGAAGAGGGGGACACCAAUCAACCGCAUCCCCAUCAUGGCAAAGCAGAUUCUCGACCUCUACAUGCUUUACAAGCUGGUGACCGACAAGGGAGGGCUGGUGGAAAUCAUCAACAAGAAGAUCUGGAGGGAGAUCACCAAAGGCCUUAACCUACCCACCUCCAUCACCAGUGCUGCAUUUACACUUCGCACCCAGUAUAUGAAGUACCUCUACGCCUAUGAAUGUGAGAAGAAGUCCUUAAGUUCUCCCGCUGAGCUGCAGGCUGCCAUUGAUGGCAACAGGCGGGAAGGCCGGCGGCCCAGCUACAGCUCCUCCUUGUUCAGCUACUCCCCUGCUGCCACGGGGCCCCCUUCGCUCUUGUGCCCUCCAAAGAUCCGCUUCCCCAUCGUUAGCCUCGCCCCUGGUGGCGGAACCAGCACCCCUCACCUGUCUUCAGCAGGCGCUCUCAGGAAAGGUGACGGUGUCCCCUUGACCGUGUCCACGCCAAACCGCAUUGCCAUGCCUGUGGCCUUGGCGAAUCAGCAGGCGGCUGUGACGGCAGCGGCACGAACUGCUACCCUGGACCAGCUGAGGGAGAGGCUGGAGUCUGGGGAGCCCACAGAGAAGGUGGCGCGGAUGACGGAGGAGGAGCAGCGCUUCAUCCAGCAGGCCUUUCAGCGGAACCUCUUCAGCAUGGCCCGGCAGCUGCCCAUGAAGAUCAAGAUCAAUGGCCGAGAGGAUAAAUCAGAUUCAGCAGCGACAUCAGCAGCACUGAACUGGACCCCGUCUGGCUUUGGAAGCAUUAAUAUGUCUGUGGAAAUCAAUGGCACAAUCUAUGCUGGGGUCUUGUUUGCCCAGAAACCUGUCGUCCACCUCAUUGCCGGAUCCAGCGCGCAGAGUACCGGCGGCGGCAGCAGCAGUUCCUCCCACUGUUCACCCAGCCCAACCUCCUCCAGGGGCACACCUGGUGUUGAGCCCUCAACCAGCUGGUCUCUCUGAGGGGGAAGCAGGGAGGAGAUGCUCUCUCUCUCCUUGACCCCAAGCGGUCCUGCCGGUGACCUCGCCUCGAGGAGCCCGCUUAGAAGACCAGCCAGUGGCAGAGAAGCAAAGAUCCUGUGCUGGCAAGGAUCCUGCCGAGGUGGUCUCUUGCUGCCCAUCUCACCUUUCUUCAGGUCUUGCUGUGUCCUCGGUGGGAAAAGGGGGGCAAGGGGGUGGGGGCGGGAGGGGACACAGGGCGUGUUUCAAUCAGGGAUUCUCUGGACGAGCUGUGUGAGUUUUUGUAGAUGACUGAGCAUCGCCACUGUAGCAAAAGGCGAAGGCAAGAAACCCAUUUUUCCAUGCUUCAAACGACCUUUUUCCCCUAACAUGACUGCGGUGUAUUGACAAUCCUACCCCCAGAGGCAGGGGGGGAACAUAGCUCUCUUCUCUCAUAUACCACCCCCACAUCCUUGAAUUCCUCUCUCCAGCUUGCUUUUAUACACAGAGACACACAAACCCAUAUUUGAUCCCUCUGUGUGUUAAUGUGCAGGUCUUACUGGGUCUCUUUCCUCUUCCCAGUUAGCAGCCAGCCUUGACUCAAAGGGCCUGUGCAUGUCCUGCCUUGCUCUGUCCUUAGGUUUCUCCUGCUAGCUUCCUCUGGAGGUGUCCGACAGUGUGGAAGUUCCCUUUCGUGCUGCUUCUGCAGCAUUGAGCAAGGCCCCUGGGAGGCUGGACAGGUCUUUGGAGAAAUCUGCACCAGCGGCCCUUCGCAGCUUUGCCCAGCCUUCCCUGCAGAACUGGGGCUCAGGCGCCAGCAGUGGCAGGUUCUUCCACAGCCUCACUCCUAUCCAGCCUGCCCAUGAGGUCAAGUUGUGCAAUUCUAUUUCUCCAUUCUUUCUGCCUCAGGGGUGGGUGGGGAUGCAUGGAUUAUUUUUUUAAUUUAAAAAACUCUACCAGUCAGAAAGCUAAAGGUGAAAGUGGUCAGGCACAUUUUAUGCUCCACCCAUCCUUGCUUCUCUGUCUCCCCCCAAAUGUAACUGGGAUUGGGCAUCUUGAUGCUGAAGAAACAAAGCUGUUCUUGCAUUGCUGCUGCCUGUGUCCACUCACUUAACACUUGCCGAGAACCCUCUGUGAUCCCAGCCUAUCAAAGGGGGAUUGGCUGCUUCCUUGUGCAUUGGCGGGGCCAGCCCUAAUUGACUGCCCCACAGCCCUAGAACAACCAGAGGCUUUGGAGCACCUUCCCCCACAUCUUCCCUUCUAAAAUCUUGAUGAGGGAGCCAUGUGCUGAUCCUUAGCACAGAUGGAACUCCUCUUCUCAAUUGCUUCCCCCUCCACACUUGUGCACACACUUAGCACUUCCUUAUACCUCCCCCCAUUGAACUUCUGCCUGUUUCUGCUUCCUCCUUGUAGCAGAAGCCCACUGCCUGCCUGUUGCACCGGCAGCCCCCACCUCCUUGCCAACAGGGAUCAGCCCUCCCUCUCCUACCCUGACGAGUCUCAGUCAUGCUACAGAUCUGCACCAGCUUCUCCCGAGCAGAUGAAAUACCUCAGAAAUAUGUACUUAUUGCUGUGUUGUUGUUGGGGUGUUUUUUUUUCUCUUUCUCUCUUCUGGAAGGAUUUGCAUAUGUUAAAGCUUCUUUUUAUAUGUCUUGUUGACUGCUUUUUAUUUUAAAUUUUAUAUAUUGUAGCACCAAAGACACACCAAAAAAAAGGAGCCCCCUGAGUUGAAGGAUCAGAAACCUUUGAUGUCCUCAAGAUAGCAUGGAAGCACUUGGCUCAUGGGGUAAUAGGUGGUGGUGGAAGAUGCAGGUUAAUUUCUCAGGCUGACUUUCUCUCUUUCCCUCUUGUUGGUUUGAUGUUGUUUUCUACUUGAAGGGCUUAUUAGUUGUUCAGGAUUUUCAAAACAAUCCAUGUUAGGUGCAUAAAACAAUCCAUGUUAGGUGCAUCUCAGUCCCAAAACAAUGAGAGAACUUUGUUUCCUUAUUACCCUUGAAGUAAAGUCCUGGGCUGUAAUUCUGAUUAUUUCUGGCCUCUUGAGAGCUCGCUGCUUCUCAUGGGAUUCUAACCCAAGUCCUGCACGGCAGGUGGAUCUCUGGAGGCUGCUAGCCCCUCUCAGAAAUGCAGGUGUUUCCCCUCCCCUCCCCUCCCCUCUUUUUUAAAGGCUCCCUCAGAGGGAAAGCAGAACCCCCAGCUUGGAAAAGCUAGGCACAUCUGUAACUGUGAAGCUACUGGGAAUGGUUGAAGUGAUGUUUUUUUCUGGCUACAAGAAAUAGAUUAGGGGACACACACACACUAAAUCCUCUUCCUUCCACGAUGUUGCUUUUGGACAAAUUCCUGCAGAGGAAAGAUACGCCCUUAGGGGAGGGAAACUUUUUGUAUUUGAAGGGUGCAUUAAAAUGCAUUAUGAGUUAAUAAAUAAGAACGUUCCUUUCUGGACACAUCUUUGAGCACAAGAAUGGACCACCUAAAAAGACAGUGGACUCUCCUUGGCUGUAUGUUUUUUAAGCCGAGGUCAGAAAGCCACCUGUCAGGGAUGCUUGCUUUAGUUGUGAUUCCUGCAUUGCGGGGGGUUGGACUCGAUGGUCCUUGGGGUUCCCUUCCAACUCCACAAUUCUAUUAGUCUUUGAUGGUGCUUGGUCCUGCAGGUUUUCCGUUUUUUAAAAAAAUACUGGAUUUCUAGGUCCAGUAUGUUUCUCCCAGGUGUGUUCCUCUGCAGUUACUUACCCAAGGCACUCCCAACUGCUAUGUAUGUGAGCAUGUACCACUGAGCCAAGGAAAUUGCUGUGGUGCCAAGUUCACACAUCCUUCCAAGUGACGCCACAUUCAUCCCUCCGCCAAUCAGAUUUAUCAAAGGGGACGUGAGCAAGAGAAGAUGCCAUUCCUGCUGGAAGGCCUCAAGUCUGCGCCAGGGAGGCUCAGCUGGCAAGCCAGAUGUGGCCUGCAAAGCAUUCUUGCCUGGCCUGCAGCCACCCUGCCAAACUUCAAGCAAGGCAUUGUAAAAAGUCUAGCCUUUGUAGGAGAGAAAGAGAUUCCACACUUCAGUGUUAUCUCUUUUCAGCCAACAAGCUGCUUGGAAAAGCCGUGGGACACUGGAUGCUUUCCAGCAGACCAAAACUGCAGAGAACCAAGUCGGUCCAUCAGAAUCUUGUUUUUAAAAAUGCAACAGCAGCAGAAUCCUGCAACUAAAUUGUCACAGAAUACAAACAAACCUUGAAGAAAAGAUCUGCUGAAACUGAAAGCUUGCUCAUACUUGGGGUGUUUUAGUUGACCCGAUAAAGGUUUUAUACUGCUAUUACAGUGUAGGAGAUUCCCUGCCCGUUUCAUUGUAUUGCUGUCUCAUGCAGAUUCUGGGAAAAACAAAGCCCCACGCCCAGGCUACCUCUUUUGCAGAUCUUUGCGAAGCAAUUCUGCUCCCCUCCCGCCAACCGAUUGCCUUCCCCCAUGUGACUGCAUGGCUCCCAAACUGUGACACUGCUGGAUGAUUUGGAGCAGAUAGUGUGUCACAACACACCUCUGGCCCCUGGGCUGCUGCUCUAGGGAACACAGAAGCCUGGGUCAGAUCUGGCCAGCUGUGGACCGAAUAGUCUGCAAACAUAUAUUUUUUCUCCCUUGCCACCUUGCUAGAUUUAAAUGAAAAAAUGUGGCUGGAAUUCUGCCCGCAUACGCAGUGAUGGGGAUUCCACAUGAUAGCAUUAUCUUUGUCUUUGGGGAUUCUGCAGCAAAAUCCAGCUCUGUCCCCUGCAGCAGCAGCGACCCCCCCACCCCACCCCCAGCUGACUUGAUAAGGUUGAGGCCUUAUCUGUGACCAGUUCUCAGGGCCCCUUGCAAUUCUACUUGGCUCCUUUACUGUCAAGAGUAUGGCUGUUCCUCCUCUUGAAACAGAGAAGGUAGGAGAAGUGGCAGCUGGAGGCUGGGGUGUCGAAGAUCCAAAGGCUGCCUUCAGCUUUCCAUAACGGUAUAUUGCUUGUUGCUCCCAUUUGCAUUGGAAGCCCCCCAGCCAAAAAUAUUUUGCCCUCCUGGGUAUUUCCUCCACCAGGAGCCAGGAGCUAAAGUAUUUGUGAGCAGUAAAACCUGUAGUCCACCUGCUUUCCUUUGGCACAGAUGGUCUGGUUGUAAAGGCAGCUGGCUGACUUUAUUCUAGCAGGCAGCAAGGUUGCCAAAAUUGGCAUGAGAUUUGCCCUCGUGGGCCUCUUGGCUCAUUGCCUCAGACCUCAGGCCUCCUUUGCUUUUAAACAGAACCUGCACCACAACCAGGGUUGGGUGUGAAUCUUCUCGGAUGUUUUGCUGUCUAAUUCUUUUUCUUUCUCUAUUGCGUGUGUGUGUGUGUGUGUGUGUUUUUCCCCACCACCACUCCCAGCACGGAAGAUUGUCCCAUUUGCAGUGGUGGCUGUUUUCCAGCUUAGGAUCCUCCAAGGCUGCUUAAUACAAAGCCAGGCCGUGGGUCCAUUGAGCUCAGCAUCCCCUGCACCAACUGGCAGCAGCUCUCCAGGGUUUCAGGCAGGCCUCUGGGGACAGAAGCUCCAAGCAAAACAGGUGCUGCAGCAACUUCCAUUAGGAAGUUGAGAUCUAUUGAGUAAUUCUAAGGAAUCCCGAUAAAACUGCUUUUGUCUUGUAAGUGUAGGUUCCCAGGCCUCAGUUUUGUGGGCUGAUGGUGGUGGAUGAGAACUUGAAGGUGUGCAGUAUGGUUUCUGCAUUUAAUAUGGCUCUAAACUUUCCUGCACCAAUUUCCCCAAUACUCACAUGGCGCUCAGACUUCCUCUCCCAAUCCCUACCCAAGUGGAACACACAGAACAAAAUCCUGUAACCAUAUAAACACAGGUGGAUAUUAUGCAGAGUUGCUUCAUCUGCAUAACUCAGUUUCCUGGCUUCAGAACUUGUGGCUUCAGCUUUUCUUUUCUUUUUACCCUAGUGCAAAGUUCUAAGUUGGGAGGGGGGAUGAAGGCAGGGAGAGGCUUUUCCUAAACACCUUCUCCCCACCCCCCACCCCACCCCAAGCUCUGUCAGCAGUGGAUUCUGUGAUUUCUUGCUUUAAUGCGUACCAAGCUAGACACAGAAGUGGGAGAGAGAACUUGGGUCUGUUCUGAUUUAUGCGUAAAGCAGGCAUGGGAGGAUAAGGGGCCAGAUUUAAUAACAAAUCACUGAAAGCAUAAAAGUUCAUAUAGUUACUGGGAGAUGAACCUUCACCCUCUAGCACUUUUCUCUCAACCACGCUCUUCUGGGUGUCAGAGUUUGGCUCUGGCACAGGGAACACCUGGAGGGUGAUGGGAACUGGCUUGGAAUAAGGGUAAACUGUGGGGCAACCUCCAAACCCAUGUGCCCCAAUUGAUUUAAAGAGGAGCCCACUCCUCCCAGUCUUCUGCGUUACCUGGAGUUUCAGGCAGAGCUGAGUUUCUGCCAACAGGUCUCCCACUGCCCUGUCCAGUUUGGUCCCAUUGCACUCGAUACCAUUUGCAUUUCUUGCACAGGAAGUUGCUUGGUGCCCUGGGGUGGCCUCCACCCUCCAUCCAGGCCCAUCAGUUUCCUCACUCAGCUAAACUGGAAGCAGGCAGGGAGCUAAAGGGUCGUUCUGAAUCCAGUUCAGGGAAAAGGGUAGAUUUUGGGAUUUGUAAUGACAUAUAUAUAUAUAAGUAUAUACCUCAUUAAAAUAAGCUACAGCAUCAAACUUCAGACCCUUGGCUGUUUUCUGGGUCGGCCAUUUCAGGUUGUAGAAAUCCACCUCCUCUCCUCCCCUCCCCUCCCCUCUUUUUGAUGGGCUUUUUGUUUGUGCUGUGCUUUGCCAGGCUUUGGAGGUUGGUGGAGAAACCAGCAGCAGGUAAGGUGCAAGUGAGCAUUCACUCCACCUUACCCAAUUCUGAAUAUUGAAAGAUUGUAUGACGCUCAGGGCUUUUGAUAUGACAGAAAGGGCUGUCCCUCCACCCUGGUCUUAAGUUUCCUUUUGCAGAGGCAGUUUCCUUUCCACCCCCAGUUCAAGCAUGAAAUCCCGCAGCAGAGAUGCUGAGCUUCUUGGUGAGGUGCAUCCCCACAAGGAAGGAUCCUCCAGGCCCUCCUUGGCUUAGCUCUGGAUUGUGCAAAGCGUUGCAGACCUGGGACUUUCUGCACACGCAGCCUGUGCUCUGCCACUGAACUACAGCCUCUCUCUCACAAAGUCUUUU
This is a messenger RNA of Zootoca vivipara (common lizard), 8194 nucleotides long. It is a transcript of the gene ARID3B, whose product is annotated as AT-rich interaction domain 3B. Lineage: Eukaryota; Metazoa; Chordata; Lepidosauria; Squamata; Lacertidae. Gene Ontology annotation, cellular component: nucleus. Gene Ontology annotation, molecular function: DNA binding. The record is from RefSeq and is a predicted model, not a curated record. Gene Ontology annotation, biological process: regulation of transcription by RNA polymerase II.